Eufriesea mexicana is the source of this 1510-nucleotide messenger RNA. RefSeq names its product leukocyte elastase inhibitor. Gene Ontology annotation, molecular function: serine-type endopeptidase inhibitor activity. The transcript is spliced from 9 exons. Bases 1 to 1470 code for a protein of 489 amino acids. The record is from RefSeq and is a predicted model, not a curated record. Lineage: Eukaryota; Metazoa; Arthropoda; Insecta; Hymenoptera; Apidae.
AUGGGAUUUGGUGUCACAACGCAGCAAGGAAGUAGUCCGCGGCUUCGUGAAUUAAUAAUUGGUGGAUAUAGGUGCAGCAAUGCAGGAAGAGAUGAAGAAAGAAGUGUGACGAAGAAAGUUAAAACUCGAGGAGGUGUACGAGCAGAGGAAAAAAUGGGGGAGUCGGUAAAAGCCAAUAUGCGUGAAUCGUUCCACGAUAUAAGGUUCACACUGGCAUUCUUCUCUGUGUCAUUCGCCCCGAGAUUGUCAUUCAUUAUUCAUCGAAUGAGCGAGAACGUACUGCCCCCGAAUUUAUUAAAUACAUUUGCUAUUAUUAUGAUCGGGCAAUCAUCUGCAACUUCUUCAACUAACAAUAAUAAUACAGAUAUACAUUUGUCUACUUCUUGUAAUGAUUUUGCACAAACUUUUUAUAAAGAAUUAUUUUCUACCAAUGUGGGAAAUAUUAUUAAUUCACCUUUAAGUAUACACAUGAUAUUGUCUUAUCUUUCACAUGGUGCAGAAUCUACUACUUUAGAUGAAUUGACUAAAACGCUUUGUCACUAUGAUAAGAGUUCAAUAAUAAAAGCUCUGGAGAAUAUUAAAUUGUAUAUUGCAAAUACAAUAUAUAUACAAGAUGGAUUUGAAUUAUUGACAGAAUUUUUAACAAUAGGAAAAGAGGUUUAUCAAUCUGAGAUAUCCAAAAUUGAUUUUAAAAAUAAUGUAGACACAGCUGAAAAAAUUAAUGCUUGGGUUAAAGAGAAUACAAAUAAUAAAAUAUUUGAUCUUGUAUCAUCAAGUGAUUUUAAUGAAGAUACAAAAUUAGUAUUAAUAAAUGCAAUUUAUUUUAAUGCUAAAUGGUUAAAUACAUUUAAUACACUGAAUACAAAAAAUAAAGUGUUUCAUGUUACAAAAGAACAAACAAAACUUGUACCAACAAUGUUUAACAAGUCUCAAUACAAUUAUGGUAAUAUACCAACACUGCAAGCAAAAUUUAUUGAAAUCCCAUACAUGAAUACAGAUAUUGUGAUGAUAAUAAUAUUACCAAAUGAAAUAGAUGGCCUACAAAAUGUGCAAUCUAAUUUUUCAUGGGAAGCACUUGCGAAUGCUUCGCGAUUCUACAAUGAUAUUGAAUUAUAUCUUCCAAAAUUUAAAAUUGAAUUUUCAAUCGAUUUGAAAAGUAGUUUAUAUAAGCUUGGUUUAAAGAGAAUUUUUAUGUCUGAUGCAAAUUUUAAUAGUAUUUCCAAUGAACCAUUGGUAGUAGAUAAAGUUUUACAUAAAGCAGUUAUAGAAGUUAGUGAAGAAGGUACGGAAGCUGCAGCUGCGACAGCUGUUUAUAUGAGACUAAAACGUGCACUAAAUUUGGCAGAAUCAGAGGAAUUUUUAGUCGAUAGACCAUUUAUGUUUAUAAUUCAAUAUAAACCGAAGAAUAUACCACUUUUCAUCGGAAAUGUACGAGAUAUACAGGUUGCGCCACGCAAGGAUGAAUUAUAAAUUUUUUUUUUAGAUUAUAAAGGAGUAAUUUUUAAACUAA